Molecule: messenger RNA, 1329 nt
Organism: Grosmannia clavigera kw1407
Lineage: Eukaryota; Fungi; Ascomycota; Sordariomycetes; Ophiostomatales; Ophiostomataceae
Exons: 1
Coding region: 1-1329 (442 amino acids)
Source: RefSeq, a predicted model, not a curated record
AUGAAUUCUGAACACGGUCACGCGUCUGUUCCGAGGCGGCCGUCGUUCGCAAGAAAGACCAGGUCGCGCUUCUGUCGGUGGGGAAAAAUCGAGCAUGGAAGUUUGGGCUCGUUCAGUCUUGGCAAGGUGCUUAUCGACUGCAAGCUGCGCUGCGGUGAAUGUCAAUGGGGCACGUUAGGCGAGCCGGCCACGCCAGCGGGAAUUAUAUAUGUCGACCUCAGCUUCAUCCAGCCAGAGAAAUAUACAUUGGCAUCAGCGAGUGUGUGUAUAUCUUUCGAGGACUAUGAGGAGCACGAGGAGCGCCCCCGAUCUCACCGGCGGGGACGCAGAAGCAAGGAGGACGUGAGGGACGCGAUGGUCAGUCGACUUGCUGUCACAGAGAAAUACGGCCCAAAAAUGAUCACUGGCACGCCGUCUACUCGUAAAGAAAAAACCACAAUCAAUGCCACGCCAGAGUUCGGCGCUGGUGGUUGCAGCAUUGGCGGAAUCGGUUUUAGGUCUGAAAAGACGACCAACCGUUCGAGCCGGUGGAUUCUGAGCAGCCAACCUCUUGCCGGCCGCAGCCGACACGGUAUUCCUGGGGUCGGCUACAACACCAUUAUCUGGAACUUGGAGGAAAACGAUCUCAUCGCGCAGCCUCUACAUAGCAACGUGUUUCACACCGGACUCGCCAUCACGCACGAGGCGCGACCGUUUUACAUCAAGGUCCAGAUAGCAGGGAAGCUCCGGAAAUUGACGGACCGCCUGAAAUACCAGUUUCCCGCCCGAGCUCAUCAGGAAGAAGGAAUAGCCCUCACACUUGUGAACCUGGGCCCUGAGCAUCAGUCUGAAGGCUCCUUGGACUCCGUCGCGGAGGGCCUGGCUACGGCCAUGAAAUGGAAGAACGAACACGAGGUUGCGUCCGUGAUGCCAGAUUCGCAGUCCGAUAUUUCAUUUUCUAGUGGAACACGGACACUUGUGAACUCUGCAGCUGAUGCGACGCUAAGAGAGGAGCCUCCUGUGGGACUACCGUCAAGUCCUUCCAGCAGUUUGUCCCAGCGAUCUACGACGGACACAUUGUUAGGGGCCCUUGAUAUGUUUUCAGCUUCAGAGAAAUCAGAGAUACGGUCUGAUAUCAAGCAGGCCUAUGUCUCUCCUGCUACGGCUGAACUACAGAAAGCUCGCGUUUCCAUAUCGCCUUCGGAUGAUGCUCUCAAAGAAGAAGCUGCAAUGGUGGAGGAAAGGCUUCGUCGGUUGUCGGAAUACCCCACCGUCGUGAUGAUGAUGCAUCUACUUACACUGUUAUUAGAUGCAUUAAACCCGGUGAAACCCAAGUUGAAGAGGGGUUGA